AUGCUUUGGACUUUACCUUUAUUCAUUUUCACAUCGUAUGCUCUUUUUUGCCAGCAGCAGCAACACCAACAACAGCAACAAUACUAUGCCAGCCUAGUGGCAUCAGCGCUUGGAAGUUGGGCAGCACAGACCCAGUCUUCUGGAGGCGUUGUAAAUCCGUCUGCCUCAGGUGGAGCAGCGUCUACCACUACAUCAACACUUACUGCUCAAUCCGCAGCGUCGGUUGGAGGCCAUCAUAGGGCAGAUAAAGGCACUCGAAAGUCUUACAACUCCUCUGAGGCAUUUCGCGCCAAUUCCUCCUCUUCUGCCAACUACUCUCCUUCAUCUUCCUCAUCAUCUGGUUCCUCUUUGCUCUCUACGAAAUCCGGAUCAGCAAGUUCAAUAUGCGAUACUGACACCAACAACGCAACGGCUGCUGCCAUGCAGCAGGCCGCAAUGCUCGCUGCCUAUCACCAAGCUUCACAAAUGGCAGCCGCUGCUGCCUACAUAAACAACCCGAUGGCUGCUGCUCUCUACUAUCAAAUGAUGAUGUCCUCUGCUCCCAAUACAGCAGCCUUCGCUUCAUUUGCGCAACUACAACAGCAACAACAGCAGCAGCAACAACAACAACAACAGCAGCAGCAAUCCCAGUCCCACAUACAACAGUCGCUUCCUCAAAGCCACCAUCACCAGCAACAGCUAGCAGCCAUAUAUGCAAACUACAUCUCUUCGCUAAAUCGCCAACAACAACAGUAUCAGCAACAUUAUCAGCAACAGCAACAACAACAACAACAAGCUGCUAUUCUAGCUGCUCUUAGCGCUGGUGGCGCUGGGACUUCUGGGGACCUCACUACUUUGCUGGCCAACAUGUUCUCAUCUAGUUCCAACUCCGAUCCUCCUGGAGAAUCAGUAAUGCCACCACCAUCAGGUCCACCUCCUCAACGAGAUGCAUACAGGCCCACCGGUCGUGGCCGAGGCCGUGGGAGGGGUAGAGGCGCUGGACAUGGUGUAGAGAGUCCCAACGUUUCUAUAUCUAGCAAUACCACUGGCCUUCAGGAUGCACCUAGACGUGGCCGGGGUGGAGCUACUCUCACCGGAUUUCAUGGAAGUUCUGGACCUCGAUCUCGUGCCUCAGCCAAUCAUGGUACCUCUUCUGGCUCCAAUACUGGGUCUGGGUGUUCUUCCUCCGCCACGACCUCAGCGUCAAGUGCCCUGGAUCUUUCGAAAUAG
Molecule: messenger RNA, 1209 nt
Organism: Protopolystoma xenopodis
Lineage: Eukaryota; Metazoa; Platyhelminthes; Monogenea; Polystomatidea; Polystomatidae
Source: the annotation of a GenBank genome assembly